UAUUCAUCAUGUUCUAUCAGUUUGGAAAACAAAGGACAACCUAAUGGUAAAAAUGUGACAGUUUUUCUAGAUCUAGACCGACGAUGACCUACAACUUCAUCGCUGAUAGAUAGAUGAUGUAAAGCUUCAUGUAUUCGUACCAGCAUCAUGAGCAAGGCACGGGCAGACGACGAGGACAGUAUCUCGGAUCUGUCCUCUUCGGAAGAGCUUCACAACGACCAGAAAGAAGUUCUAGAUGAAUCGCCGCAGGAGCACGAUCCGAAUCAGCCAGCUAGUAGUGCCGAAGGCGUUGACUCAGCAGCACGCGAUGUUAUAGAAGCUGGCCACAAUGAAGAUCUGGGCAAUAGAGAAGCCCCGGCGGAGCGCAACGACGAGCCACCUGCGCCGGUUGUUGUACCUUCAAUCAGACAUGCGGAAGAACCCGAUGUUGAAAUCCCAGCGCAAAGUUUCGAAUCCGUGCCCGCCGCACAGGAAAAGAACGCGCGUGUUGGAAGUCCUGCUGACAAAAAACAAGAUCUCACGAAAAGCGACGGCGGAAACUACAGGAUUGACAACCCGGAGAAGAGAGGGAACCUCGAAAGCAAUCUCGCUUCCCUGGUCGAAACGGAGCAUGUUCGAAACGACGUGGCUGGGAGAAACACAGGACGAAGUGACGAUGAAGGGUCUUCUUCAAGUAGGUCGUCUUUGUCCCAAUCCCCCUUCACGUCCAAGAAGCGAAAGAUUGAAGUAGUUGAAGCGCCUGCAACUGCGACAAGCGGUCAGCAUGAAGAUGCUCAAAUUGCACGUCACAUCGCGGAAGAAGACGAGCCAGAGUUGAUAUUUGUCGACCAAAUAGAGGACCAGAGUAGCCACGGUUAUCGCGUAGGAGCGGACAACUUCAUCGGGGAGAACGAUUUCGGAGAGCAGCUACCUCCUCAGAGAGCUUCUGCAGUCGAUGAAAAUGAGCCGCCCAGUAAAAACCUAGUGGGGGAUGACCCUCCUUACAACUCCGUUGUCGUUGAAGAAGAGAGCCCCUUCGAUUUCCAACCCUCUCCGAAGUCUAAGGCGUUUCAGCGAUUGUCGCGCCGAACUUUUUACAGCAGCGACCCCUUCUGGCGCAGCUGCCUCGGCCCGCCGCUCGUCAAGGACUUCGACCAGCCCGUGGCCUGGUGGUGGCUUUGUCACUUGUUUCCGAGCGUGCGUGGCUUUUUGUUUCAAAGGGAACAGCAGAUCGAGUGGGAAAAGGCGCAAAAGAUGUUGUGCGAGGAGGAAGUAGAAGAGGAGGAAACUACACCGAGAAAUCUUCAUGCGGGAUCCUUUUACUCGAACUUCAGUCUGGCCUCUGAAAUGAAGGGAACAAGCGCCGGUAAGAAGGGCGGCAAGCCGUCGGGGCUAAAGGGCGCUUUUCUGGCAGACUACGCGGGAGCUCCCGCUGCCGCACAGUACGCGUUGGGCACGGGCGAGCAUGGAAGUAAGGGAACGGCAGCUGGCACUGCGAACUAUAAAGGGACUGGUUUCUUCGGCGGCAAGAAAGGGAAUGGUACCAAGACGAGCCUGUAUCCGAGCGGCACUUCAAAAGGACCCGCAGAAACACCGGCGCACCACUAUGCUGACAAAACGAGUGGGGGUGCAUUUUCCAAGUUUACUUCUAAAAGCCAGCACCCAGUCGAUCACAGCUCGUUCGGGAAGCAACACCCUGGCUACAAGGGCGGGAGUGCAGCGGGACCGGGACAAAAAGGUCCGCUUCCUGACGAUACGAGUCACUACUUUCUAGCCACUAGUUCUAUCGGCAGCAAAGGCGCCAAUCCUCACGCAGCGCACAUCCCGGAGAACGGCUACGGUACUGUGGCGAGCGAAUACGAAAGCAGAGGAGGGCAGUACUAUGACUCCCACAACUACAACUAUGUUAGCGGCGCAUUCAGCAGCUCUGCACAUCACGACCCAGCAGCACUCCGGCGAGAACAGCAGAACGGUGAGCCAGAAGAUAGGAACGCCCCUGUCGCAGCAAACAGUGGCAAUGGAACGCACAGUGUUUAUCUGCAAGUCAACGAGGAAGACGAUUCUUCUGGGCAUGGUACUAUGGGAGAAACGCAGCACAGAGGACUGGCGGUACCCGCGGCCCCGUUUGAGAAUGUCGCUGUCUCUGAGGUUUCGCGUGCGGAGUUGUAUGGGAAGAAAGACGGGGGAAAGAAAGGCGGUAUUAAGCAAUCCGAACUAUUAUACGGCAAGAAAGGCAGCUACGGACCGCCCGCCUACAACAGCAACCUAGCACACCAUCAGCCACCACCGCCAGUACAUCAUCCGCAUCCCUAUCCGCCGCAUCAGCAGCCCCAGCCAGCACCUAUGGGUGUGCACAACUACGGAAUUAUGUCGACCCCGUACGGCUACGGUGCUGCUCCACCGCACAAGGGGACGAUGGUGCACAACAAGCAGGCCGCGGAUCUCUCUCCCGCCGGCGGCCCGGGCAAAUACGGCUUUCCGCCCGGGAAGAAUCCGCAGGUUGCAGGGGGUUUUUCCCCAGCAGCCGGCGGGGGAAAAUACGGUUACGGUCCACCACCGCCCGGUCCACCCAAGGGAGAUCCUGGACUCGGAAAAGCGACAAAAACCCCGAGAAACACCACCCCACCUCCUCCCUCAGGAGAAGGUGGACCAACAGGCGCUUUGAUUCCAAAAGCGCCGUCGCUUAGCGCGCGCAUCAAUCAAGCAUUGUGAUUUUUCACUUGAUAAUUUUCAUUUUCCUAAGUAGUUCUUUCUUUGCGGCAAGUGUGCGCAAGAACCGACCGUCACGCAAGAUAGAAAUUCCGAACGACAUCACGAUUUUCUCUUCCCUUUCGACUUUCCAGCGCGCAGGCCUGAGGCCUCCUGUUACAAU
Messenger RNA from Amoebophrya sp. A120, 2851 nucleotides. The record is from the annotation of a GenBank genome assembly. NCBI's taxonomy places the organism in Eukaryota, Dinophyceae, Syndiniales, Amoebophryaceae.